Messenger RNA from Coregonus clupeaformis (lake whitefish), 738 nucleotides. Its product is annotated as mitochondrial pyruvate carrier 2-like. Gene Ontology annotation, molecular function: pyruvate transmembrane transporter activity. Gene Ontology annotation, cellular component: mitochondrial inner membrane. Gene Ontology annotation, biological process: pyruvate import into mitochondria. Bases 168 to 563 code for a protein of 131 amino acids. NCBI's taxonomy places the organism in Eukaryota, Metazoa, Chordata, Actinopteri, Salmoniformes, Salmonidae. The record is from RefSeq and is a predicted model, not a curated record. The transcript has 5 exons.
GCCUGCUUUCUGCCAAUGGUUCAUACAGGCUAUUCUUUGUUCUAGUUAGUAUAGCCAAUCAAUGACAGGGUGUACUAGUUCUCCAAUACAGCACAUACUAUUUCUUUAUUUUGAACUGUCGGUACCAAGUUCAACAAAAGUAGGAAAUAAAACUCCAAUCUCCAGACAUGGCUUUAGCGGGAGUUAGAGCUUCAUACCACAGGAUUCUUAACCAGAUCGAGCUCAAACUACCUGCUAAACUGAGACCUUUCUACAACCAUCCAGCAGGUCCAAAGACAGUUUUCUUCUGGGCACCAGUGUGUAAAUGGGGCCUGGUUAUGGCUGGCAUGGCUGAUAUGACACGGCCAGCUGAUAAACUGAGUGUCUCUCAGUCUGGAGUACUCAUGGUCACAGGUGUCAUUUGGUCCCGAUAUUCCCUUGUCAUCAUUCCGAAGAACUGGGGUCUUUUUUUUGUCAACGGUUUUCUUGGAUUGGCAGGAGCCAACCAAUUUGUUAGAAUCUGGAUGUACCAACAGGAAGUAAAGAAGCAACAGGACGAGAAGGCCCAGAUCUCCAUCAUAUAAUCCACACACACACACACACACACACAAUAUCGGGUUUUGGCUUGAACUCUCAAUAUUUUUAAUAGAUUUGUGCCCCUUAAAUAUUUACUCAAUAUUUUGUGCAAUUUUAAUACAGUUGUUUGUAGGAUUACGUAAUUGUUGUAAUUUAAAUAAAUGAAUGUAUUUAUGAAAGUUG